This is a messenger RNA of Verticillium dahliae VdLs.17, 1395 nucleotides long. RefSeq lists its product as uncharacterized. The transcript has 2 exons. The record is from RefSeq and is a predicted model, not a curated record. NCBI's taxonomy places the organism in Eukaryota, Fungi, Ascomycota, Sordariomycetes, Glomerellales, Plectosphaerellaceae. The coding region runs from base 1 to 1395 and encodes 464 amino acids.
AUGGCUGAGCGGUCGUCGCCCGAAGCCAAAGGGCAAGAAAUUGUCAAUCCCUCGACGCCGUCGCCCAGGAAGCGAGAAAUAAACCCAGGCAGCGCCCAACCGUCAAAAGGCAGGUCUCUCGCCACGCCCUCGUUGAACGAUGAGCCGGACUCUCCCCGACUUCUUUCCUCGCAAGCCAAGUCUCCACCGACAUACCCCGCGCCUUCAUGGCAUAAACGUCAUCUGAAGCUUCCAUUCGAUCUCCGUGAUCGCAAUGUCAAGUUCGACAACAACGUUCUCCGAGUGCUAUACAACAUCUUUCCUGACACUGUGGACGUUCUCGAGGGAGGCAAUCGGCACUACCUCCACUUCACAGUAAAAAAGUUACCAGAAGCACCUUGGCCACUCACCAUUGCCGGACUACCUAUUACCAUCGGCGACAAUGAGGGCAAUGGUAAAGGUACCAUGUUCCCCAUGACAAUGGCUGGCAACAUGAGCAUUCGAAUCUGUGACGACACUGAUGCAAGGUUCAUGCCUCUCGAGUCCCAGGCAUUUCGCAGCCUUGCGGAAUCUGUCACUCGCGCAAUUCUCACUUGCGUCCCGGGACUUGCCGUGCUGGAAUUCAUCCUCGACGCAGAAAGACGUUUCCACGUUGUACUUGAAGACGGAGUCGAUAUCAAUUCAGUCUGGGCUCGACUGCCUGGGCGCAUCGCGAAGUGCUGGACGAUGUACUUGUUCGAGACGGAUCUCCGCCGCCCAAGCCCCGGCAAUCGCCAAGCCCUACUACGGCAAGUGAUGCCUAAUCCCGGACACGGGAUUGUGGACGAUACAGCCUAUAAUGUCAUUCGCCCUGGUGUCCUAAUCUCCAGUCUUACAUCCAACGACUCUCGCAACGGAGAAAUCCUCACUACCUCGUCUGGAGUCCUAGUCAGAAACGACGCGGGUGACAAGUUCAUGACCGGCGCCUCUCACGGGAUCGGCGAGUCGGAGACGUUUCACCAGACUUUGCCGUCUGGCGACAAGCGGCUACUCGGCAGGGCUGUGGAGGAGCUUAGCUUCACAAAUAUCUCGCUUGUAGAACUUCAGCCUGGGGUUCAGUUUGUCAAUGAACCUUUCGAACAACAGGGUGAGACAGUCCCACCAUUCACCAGGCUGCUCGGAGAGGACAUGGACGACAAAAUCGACAUAGCGGACAGAGUUUUUCUCAACAGCCCCCAAACGGGUGCAAUGGAGGGCCUCAUGAUGGCUAAGGGUUGGAAGAUGCACAGAAACGACAGUGAGACGACCCAUCUGAGUAAGGCUCAGUUGCGCUACGUUAUCUACGAUUGGGUCUACAUUGGGCAGAUUGAGCCGCCUCGUACAGAUCUGAUCAUCCCUUACGAUGAGGUGGUCAAGGCAGGGUACCGGCUAGCUUGA